ACAAACCAACCACCACACGCACAGAUUUCUGAAGCGAGACACAGAGCAGGAGGAUGAGACAGACUCCGGGAGGCACUGGUGACACCGCUCUGCGAACACCAAGUUGGGGACCCGAGGUGGAAGGAGGGAGCCCAGAUGUCCGUGCAAUCCCCGCUCUGAUUCCAGCCCCGGUGUUCAUCCAAGGCUGCUUUGGUGCUUGAGGAGGAGCCCACACCUCAGCUGUCCUCCAGGGAGCUGUGCUGAGCACCUCGUGAACGCCUGGUCAAACCUUGAGGGCUCUCAUCUCCAUCCCUGGUCCUUUCCAGCCCACCUCUAUGCCUUUGGACUCCCAGAGAGGAUGUCUGUGCCCCAAAUCCAAAUAGAAGAGGCUCUGGACAGCAUGGAUGCUGGCUCUGGGGGCGUUCCUCCUCCAGAUGAUCACCUGAGGACCCUCAAGGCAUUGACAGAGAAGCUGAGACUGGAGACCAGGCGCCCUUCCUACUUGGAAUGGAAGGCAAAGCUGGAGGAGCAGGCUUGGAAGAGCCCCCAGCCCGAGGGAGACAGGGAGGAUGAGGCCACCAAGGCCAAAAAGACCCCAGGGGAGACUGUCCCCAUGAGGAAGGUGCAGCUGCACCUCAAUGGGAGCCCUGCCCAGGACAAGGGGACUGUCACUUCAGGGAGGAUAGGUGGCUUUGAGAGCAUCGACGAAGCUUUGACGUGGCUCAGGAAGGAGCUGGCAGAAAUGCGCCUGCAGGACCAGCAGCUGGCCAGGCAGCUCAUGCGGCUGCGCAGCGACAUCAACAAGCUGAAGAUCGAGCAGACGUGCCACCUGCACCAGCGCAUGCUCAACGAUGCCACCUACGAGCUGGAGGAGAGGGACGAGCUCGCCGACCUCUUCUGCGACUUCCCCCUCGUGAGCUCCUUCAGCCUCUCCACGCCCCUCAAGCUCAUCGGGGUCACCAAGAUGAACAUCAACUCCCGCCGGUUCUCGCUGUGCUGAACCGGGGGAGAAAGAGGGAGAGGGAUCUCUCUGCCUCAUGGCUGGGUGAGGAGAGGCCAGCGAGGAGCAGAGGGAACGGGAGCAAACAGGGAACCCGCAGCUGGUCUUGGUGGCAGCGUAGAGAAUGGCACUGGAACGGCCCGGGGAUGCUCAUGGGGGAAGGCAGAACCUGCGUGGAAGAAGCCUGGAGAGCAUCCAGAUCCAAAACACAAACUCAGCUCCUUUGCCAAGUCCCUUCUCCUCCUCUUCCUCCCACAGGACGCAGCUCGGUGUGGGUGGUUGUGCUCAAAAACCAAAGGAGGGGUCAAAAAUCAGCCACAAAGCAAAAUCCCCCUUCCCUUGCCUUCCCCUCCUCCUAGGCUGGAGCAAUGUCUCUCUCCUCCAUGGAUGUCUCCUUGGGCACCAACCCUCAGCCUCUGCUGCUCCAAGUGUGGGAUCCACGGGGCUGUUUCCAGUGGGAAGUUGAUUUCCAGUGGGAAAAUCAAGCAAGCAAAGGACUGUGGGUUAAAUGGUACCAGCCCCAAGAAGUGGUGAGAAGAUGUGUUUGUUGGAUUGCUCCAUAGAGUCUAGGGCACUGCAGCUUCAUUUCUCCUGUGGUAUAGAUUAUGGAGUCACCAGGGGCACAUUCAGAGAUUCCAGCUGACCAGAAGCCUCCAGCGUGCCCAGGAAGUCAUACCCAGAGCAAUACACAUUUCUGAUCCUGUUGGAUGCUGUUGUCAGCCCCAAGACACCCUGUGGCUCACCCUGCAAACAAGGAAAUGUGUACCCAAGACAUUUCCUGUCAGGGAAAUCCCCAGGCUGACGCCCCCCAACAGCAGCACCAGCAAACCCUGGAUCCUCUGUAGCAACACACAUCCAUCAGAGAGAGUGACUUCAAGAGGAGAAAGGGGACUUUUGGGACUUAAAAUUAAAGGGAGAAAUUGCUGUGAUGAGCUUUGGACCUGCAGCAACACGUGGGGUUCCCUCCCUGCCCAGCAGAAUGUGAGAUGGAUGCUGUAUUUUCUUGCCUUUCAGUGCCCACGGCUGCCUGUACUUGGCACGGGGGGCAGAGACCUCCGGUGCUGCCCAGCAAGGGACUCCAAAGGUCUUGCCAUGGCAAUUUUGGGACAGCUGGCACCCAGGACAAGACAGAUCAAGCGUGGAUGCCUUCAGGCUCUCCCUCCUGUGCCCACCCCGCUCCUGACCCUGUCAGAGUGGAACAAUCCUGCUCAUGGUGCCCAUACCCAUGGCAGAAGGGUUGGAAUCAGAGGAUCUUUAUGGUCCUCUCCAACCCAAACCAUUCUAGGACCUCAGCCCACCUCUGCUCCUCCCCACGUGGCCGAGCAGGAGCAGCUCUUGGCUGAGCAGACCUGGCUGUGCCCACAGCCCCAGCCCAAGGCCUGGGAAGGAGCAGGAGGGGCCAUCCCGCUGCUCUGGAAGCUGUGGCUGUGUCGAUGUGCCUGUAGCUGUCUGUGAGCUCUGUGUGUGUGUGUCAGUCGCUGUGUGUGUGUGCAUCUGAGCCCACGGGACGCCUCUCCCGGGAGGCUCCGGGCUGGGUUCGCGCCUUUGUUCCGAAACGUGACGGGAACCGGGAUCCGGCGAGGCUCCGACAUGCCUGGGAGGAUGCAAGGAGGCUUCCAGACCUGGGGCUCCACUGGGAGCUUUAGGUUGGUGCAAAGACCAAUAAUUCGUGUGCCUCCACAGGUCUGCAGAGUGGGGAUGAAUUAAGGGGUUCACGGAUGAUGGGGCUGGGGACUCUGAGCUGAGAUCAGUCCUCCAUCCCCACAACCCCUGGAUGAUGCCUCCUCAUCCACUCCAAAGCUCCCCGAGUAUCUUUUCUUUCUGCUAAGGAAGGAGAAAUUUUAAGCACCAGAGCUUUAUCUAUACCGUCAGCACCAUGCCUGGGUGCUGAAUCUUGUGCUCCCCAGGUGAGGAAAUUUUAUUUUGGGUAGUGAUCAGACUGUCACUUGGCCUCUGGACAAGACAACCAGCCACGGUGCCGUUCAGUUUACUAGGAACAGCCUUACUUCCCCAUGGACAUCUUGGAAAAAAAUAGAAAACACCUCAUUAAAAUUCUUCUUUGUUUACUUUUUUCAUAAAAAUAAAUCAGUUUGUGUCCCACAUGUUGAUUUUCAGAGGUGUUUUCAAUCAGAAAUGAUGUUUUUUCCAUGAAAAUAAUGCCUUGGAAAGGGGGAUUGGUUCUCUCUAGGGUCAAAUGGAGUCGAGUACAGGGUGGGUCAGCCUUUGGGCUCUUGUCUGGUAGCCAAAAGCAGGGGUUAAUUCAAGCACAGUCUUCAUGGGUCAUUACACAUGGCAUUAGAAAAUCAGACGUCUGAAUUCCAGACAUGUAUCUUCUGCAUUAAGGGGGAAGAGGCAUGGGUGUAACUGCCAGCUGUUUGUUGAAAUGCACAAUUUUUUAAUUAUAAAACCUCUGUAUGUAUUGA
This is a messenger RNA of Lonchura striata (white-rumped munia), 3402 nucleotides long. RefSeq names its product family with sequence similarity 167 member A (gene FAM167A). The record is from RefSeq and is a predicted model, not a curated record. NCBI's taxonomy places the organism in Eukaryota, Metazoa, Chordata, Aves, Passeriformes, Estrildidae.